Messenger RNA from Anoplopoma fimbria (sablefish), 3155 nucleotides. It is a transcript of the gene slc9a8, whose product is annotated as solute carrier family 9 member 8. The record is from RefSeq and is a predicted model, not a curated record. Gene Ontology annotation, molecular function: sodium:proton antiporter activity. Lineage: Eukaryota; Metazoa; Chordata; Actinopteri; Perciformes; Anoplopomatidae. Gene Ontology annotation, biological process: proton transmembrane transport; regulation of pH; sodium ion transport. Gene Ontology annotation, cellular component: membrane; Golgi apparatus.
UCAAACAGGCACACACAGCGCCGUCGACAUGGGAUUCCCAGUCUUUAGCUCGUAAAUGCGCCGGUUUUGAAGGAUGAGAGGCUUUUACCUUGAAGUGUUGUUACUUUCCUUUCUGCUUUUAAUAGUAAAUAAGUGCGUGACAGCGAGAGACGACAGCGGGAAGAGAGCUGACGACGGACUGAACCAUGAGGAGGCUGCAGGAGGAGAACCACAACACACAGACCAGGAGAAAGCAGGCAAGACCAAUGACACUGAAAACCAUGGCAACGAGACCCUCCACUCUACAACGCCCGCCGUCAAGCUCACGACCCCGGUGCCUCCGACCGUCAAGCCCAUCUUGCCAGUGCAGACGGGGGUCAAGGCCCAGGAGGAAGAGCAGUCCAGUGGGCUGACCAUAUUCUUCAGCCUGCUGGUUAUCGGUAUCUGCAUCAUAUUGGUGCACCUGCUUAUUAAGUUCAAACUGCAUUUUCUUCCAGAGAGUGUGGCUGUCGUUUCUCUUGGGAUUCUGAUGGGAGGCUUCAUUAAGAUCAUUGAGUUCCAGGAACUGGCCAACUGGAAGGAGGAGGAAAUGUUCCGGCCCAACAUGUUCUUCCUUUUGCUGCUGCCGCCCAUCAUCUUUGAAUCUGGAUACUCUUUACAUAAGGGUAACUUCUUCCAGAACAUCGGCUCCAUUACUCUCUUCGCUGUGAUCGGCACCACCAUCUCCGCCUUCAUAGUAGGAGGAGGUAUCUAUUUCCUGGGGCAGGCUGAUGUGAUCUAUAAGAUGUCAAUGACUGAUAGCUUCGCCUUCGGCUCUCUGAUCUCGGCUGUGGACCCCGUGGCCACCAUCGCCAUCUUCAACGCCCUCAACGUGGACCCGGUCCUCAACAUGCUGGUGUUCGGAGAGAGCAUCCUCAACGAUGCCGUCUCCAUCGUCCUCACCAACACCGCGGAGGGGUUCUCCCGCGCAGACAACUCCAUGGUAACAGGCUGGGAGACGUUUUUGCAAGCGUUGGGUUAUUUCCUGAAAAUGUUUUUCGGUUCUGCCGCCCUGGGAACCCUCACUGGACUCAUCUCGGCUCUUUUUCUAAAACACUUUGAUCUGAGGAAGACUCCUUCGCUGGAGUUUGGUAUGAUGAUAAUCUUUGCGUACCUCCCCUAUGGCCUGGCAGAGGGCAUCAAACUGUCUGGAAUAAUGUCCAUCCUGUUUGCGGGCAUUGUGAUGUCUCACUACACCCAUCACAACCUGUCUCCCGACCAGAUCCUCAUGCAGCAGACACUGCGCACGAUGGCCUUCAUGUGUGAGACCUGUGUGUUUGCCUUCCUCGGUCUCUCCAUCUUCAGCUUCCCUCAUAAGUUUGAAUUAUCGUUCGUCGUCUGGUGCAUAUUUCUGGUUCUUCUCGGCCGAGCUGUGAACAUCUUCCCUCUCACAAUCCUGCUGAACUUUUUCCGAGACCACAAGAUCACCCCUAAAAUGAUGUUCAUCAUGUGGUUCAGUGGUUUGCGCGGCGCCAUCCCCUACGCCCUGAGCCUCCAUCUGGGCCUGGAGCCCAUCGAGAAGCGGCAGCUGAUCGGCACCACCACCAUCAUCAUCGUCCUCUUCACCAUCCUCCUCAUGGGCGGAGGGACCAUGCCGCUCAUUCGGCUCAUGGACAUCGAGGAGAGCCAGUCGCGGCGCAAGAGCAAGAAAGACAUCAACCUGAGCAAGACGCAGAAAAUGGGUAACACCAUCGAGUCAGAGCACCUGUCGGAGCUGACGGAGGAGGAGUACGAGGCUCAUAUCUACCAGAGACAAGAUCUGAAGGGCUUCAUGUGGCUCGAUGCUAAAUACCUCAACCCCUUCUUCACCCGACGACUCACCCAAGAGGACUUGCUACACGGCCGGAUCCAGAUGAAGACUCUGACCAACAAGUGGUACGAGGAAGUUCGCCAGGGCCCCUCCGGCUCUGAGGAUGACGAGGACGAAGCAGAACUUCUGUGAACCGAACAAAACGCUUUCAGUUCAUGAGAACAAGAACAAUGAGUGGACAUUGUGUGUCCUGGGCCGAGGGUGUGUGUGUGUGUGUGUGUGUAAGUGUGUGUGUGUGUGUGUGUGUGUGUGUGUGUGUGUGUGUGUGUGUGUGUGUGUGUGUGUGUGUGUGUGUGUGUGUGUGUGUGUGUGUGUGUGUGUGUGUGUGUGUGUGUGUGUGUUUUCAGUGUCACAGAGUCACAUGCACUUCUUGCUUGUUCAUCUGCCACCGACUCAAUGUGACAGAGAAGCUUUUUUUUUGUGCACAAGGUGAGCUGGAAUGUGUCAAAUCAAAGUGCAGCUCCAGAAAAACUCUAUUUGAAAACUGAAACACUAAAUGAAGGAAAGAAACUAAUCUGUGAAAAUGAUAUUCCUCAUUUAAAUGCCAUACGGUUACUCGCUAAAGAAACACAGGAAGUCUUGUUAAACCUUGAGAAUCUUUUCCAAGGUGUUUCUUUCAUAAAAGGUUUAGGUCUUAAUUAAUUUGUAAUGGGAGCUGAGAGGGAAACGUUCAAUGUAAAGCAAUAUAACUGCAACUUUUUUAACUUUUCUAUUGUUCUUGCCUACGUGGCACUAGCUUAUUAAAAGUCUGCUGCAGGAUUUACUUUGCGUCAGGGGAAAGGAUGCAACACGAAAUCGCUCCAGGGUCAUUUUUAAGUGGGAUUUGUGAGGCUGCUGCUUCGAAAAGUUUCCUGAGAUUUAAUUAUCUCCACUUCUGUAUGCAUAAGUGUUUUUGAGUUAACACGUAUGUAUUCAUACAUAUGUAAUGAAGAUUAAAUAUGAGGAGUGAUCGCACGAGCGACUCGCUACAUCCUCCAGCGAAGAAGCAAACAAAGACAAAUCUAGUUAAUGUUAAUGAAAUUUCUCGGGUGAAACGGAUACUUUUCAAAACAUUAAACACAUCUACAGCUCACAGGAGGAUAAAAACACUCCAGGUGUUAUUUUUAAUUUUGGUUCCAGUUCGGGUUCCCUUAAAUUAAUUUUCCUAAUGAAGAUGAGCACCAAUGAAUGUUUGGGUAACUGGGAAGAAUGUCUUGUGAAUGUUGAUCUAUUUUUUUUCUAUUUAUUUAUGUGUUGUUUGUGGGAUAAAAGGCUUUUAUACAAGCUCUAUGAGCGCUGCAGAAUUCUAGAAAAGAAAUUAAAUAAUAAAACAUAUUGACAUCUUAAA